Andrographis paniculata is the source of this 4142-nucleotide messenger RNA. RefSeq names its product ABC transporter B family member 19-like. The coding region runs from base 250 to 4029 and encodes 1259 amino acids. The transcript is spliced from 9 exons. NCBI's taxonomy places the organism in Eukaryota, Viridiplantae, Streptophyta, Magnoliopsida, Lamiales, Acanthaceae. Gene Ontology annotation, biological process: transmembrane transport. Gene Ontology annotation, cellular component: membrane. Gene Ontology annotation, molecular function: ATP hydrolysis activity; ABC-type transporter activity; ATP binding. The record is from RefSeq and is a predicted model, not a curated record.
GCUUUGACCACUACACCACUCUCCCAUUCCCUUUCCAAUUCCGCCAUUGAUGAACCUCCGCGCUACCCCCCUACCUCCUUCAACUGUCAACUCAUACUAACUGCAGAAUAUUCCCAUUCCCCAGAUCUUAACGCCCAAAAUGACCCAACCUAGAAGAAAUUCCCCACUCAUUUCAACCUAAUUGCUUUUCCGGUUCCUUCGUUCAGCUACUAUAUACUCCACCAUACUAUUACUGUCCAAAUUCCGGCAAUGGCGGCGGCGGAGGCGACAGACGCGGCGCCGUCGGCGGAGAAAAAGAACGAGCAGAGCCUGCCGUUUCACCAACUGUUCUCGUUCGCGGAUAAAUACGACUACGCGUUGAUGAUUUCUGGAAGCCUCGGCGCCGUCGUCCAUGGCUCCUCCAUGCCUGUCUUCUUCCUCCUCUUCGGUCAAAUGGUCAAUGGCUUCGGCAAAAACCAGAUGGAUUUGGACAAGAUGACUCAUGAAGUCGCCAAGUAUGCUCUCUACUUCGUGUACCUCGGAUUGGUCGUCUGCUUUUCUUCCUACGCAGAAAUCGCGUGUUGGAUGUACACCGGCGAGAGGCAAGCGGGUGCUCUGAGGAAGAAGUAUUUGGAGGCUGUACUACAACAGGAUGUCGGAUUCUUCGACACCGAUGCAAGAACCGGCGAUAUCGUUUUCAGUGUCUCCACAGAUACUCUGCUCGUCCAGGACGCCAUCAGCGAGAAGGUUGGCAAUUUCAUUCAUUACCUCUCGACAUUUCUCGCCGGGCUAGUGGUCGGUUUCGUGUCAGCAUGGAAGCUGGCAUUACUCAGCGUCGCUGUGAUUCCCGGCAUCGCAUUUGCCGGAGGCUUAUACGCGUAUACUCUAACAGGAUUAACCUCAAAGAGCCGGGAGUCUUAUGCGAAUGCCGGCAUUAUUGCCGAGCAGUCGAUUGCGCAAGUGAGGACGGUGUAUUCUUACGUAGGCGAGGCCAAAGCGCUCGGGGCGUAUUCAGAUAUGAUACAGAAUACUUUAAAGCUCGGUUACAAGGCAGGAAUGGCUAAAGGGCUCGGGUUAGGAUGCACGUACGGUAUCGCGUGCAUGUCGUGGGCUCUUGUUUUCUGGUACGCCGGUGUUUUCAUACGUAACGGACAGACGGAUGGCGGCAAAGCAUUCACUGCUAUAUUCUCUGCCAUUGUUGGCGGCAUGAGCUUGGGUCAGUCGUUUUCGAACCUCGGCGCUUUCAGCAAAGGUAAAGCUGCGGGAUACAAACUUAUGGAGAUAAUCAAGCAGAAACCAAAAAUAGGUCAAGAUGCAUUGUCUGAAUCACAGUGCCCGUCUGAGGUCGAUGGAAACAUCGAGUUCAAAAACGUGACCUUUAGCUACCCUUCUAGGCCUGAUGUUUUCAUCUUAAGAGACUUUUCGAUUUUCUUCCCUGCCGGAAAGACUGUUGCGGUGGUUGGUGGUAGUGGCUCGGGGAAAAGCACCGUGGUCUCCUUGAUCGAAAGAUUUUACGAUCCUAAUCAAGGUGAGAUUUUGCUGGACAACGUGAACAUUAAGAUGCUGCAGCUACGAUGGCUGCGCAAUCAGAUUGGUUUGGUGAAUCAAGAACCGGCGCUCUUUGCGACCACGAUACUUGAAAACAUUCUCUACGGCAAACCCGAUGCCACCACGGCAGAAGUCGAGGCUGCUGCCUCUGCUGCCAAUGCUCAUUCGUUUGUCACGUUGCUUCCCAACGGAUACGGCACACAGGUCGGGGAGAAAGGUGUCCAGCUCUCAGGUGGUCAGAAGCAGAGAAUAGCCAUUGCUCGCGCUAUGCUGAAAGACCCUAAGAUACUUCUUCUCGACGAAGCGACGAGCGCGUUGGACGCAGGCUCAGAAAGCAUUGUUCAAGAGGCUCUCGAUCGUCUGAUGGUCGGAAGAACUACUGUUGUCAUAGCCCACCGCCUUUCAACGAUCAGAAACGUGGACAGCAUUGCAGUUAUGCAGCAAGGGCAGGUCGUCGAGACCGGGACUCACGACGAGCUGAUCGAUAAAGCGAGUGGCGCUUAUGCAUCUUUGAUUCGAUUUCAAGAAAUGGCUGGGAAGGGGGAUUACUCGAAUCCGUCCACUCGUCGUACUCGAUCGUCGCGCCUAAGUCAUUCGUUAUCGACGAAGUCUCUCAGCCUUCGAUCGGGGAGUUUAAGAAACUUGAGCUAUUCUUACAGCACCGGCGCAGAUGGCCGCAUUGAGAUGGUAUCGAGUGCUGAAACCGACAGGAAAAAUCCAGCCCCGGCUGGUUACUUCUGCCGGCUGCUUAAACUGAAUGCUCCCGAGUGGCCUUAUUCGAUUAUGGGAGCUGUUGGAUCGGUUCUUUCGGGGUUCAUUGGCCCGACGUUCGCCAUUGUAAUGGGUAACAUGAUCGAUGUGUUCUAUUAUCAGAAUCCCGUGGCUAUGGAAAGGAAAACGAAGGAGUACGUUUUCAUUUACGUUGGCGCCGGUGUUUAUGCCGUGGUUGCGUACUUGAUUCAGCACUACUUCUUUAGCAUCAUGGGCGAGAAUCUUACGACAAGAGUUCGCCGGAUGAUGCUUGCCGCCAUUUUAAGGAAUGAAGUCGGGUGGUUCGACGAGGAGGAGAACAACUCGAGCCUGUUGGCUGCGCGGCUAGCAACCGAUGCAGCGGAUGUGAAGUCCGCCAUUGCUGAGAGGAUAUCAGUUGUGCUGCAAAACAUGACAUCUCUUCUCACUUCCUUCAUCGUCGCUUUCGUCAUCGAAUGGCGCGUUUCGCUGCUCAUUCUGGGGACCUUCCCCCUCCUUGUUCUUGCAAACUUUGCUCAGCAACUCUCUCUGAAAGGAUUCUCCGGCGACACGGCGACAGCGCACGCGAAGACGAGCAUGAUCGCCGGCGAAGGAGUGAGUAACAUCCGUACGGUGGCGGCGUUCAACGCGCAAGAGAAGAUACUCUUCCUGUUCUGCCAGCAGCUCCGCAUUCCGCAGCGCCGAAGCCUCCAUCGUAGCCUGUGUUCAGGGAUUUUAUUUGGCCUGUCGCAGCUCGCGCUGUACGCUUCCGAAGCUCUCAUCCUAUGGUACGGCGCGCAUCUCGUCGGCAAAGGGAUCUCGACCUUCUCGAAGGUGAUCAAGGUGUUUGUAGUCCUUGUGAUCACCGCGAACUCAGUCGCUGAAACCGUCAGCCUCGCUCCCGAGAUCGUCCGCGGCGGAGAAGCCGUCGGAUCGGUCUUCUCGAUCCUCGAUCGCUGCACGCGAAUCGAUCCCGACGAUCCCGAAGCCGAGCCCGUCGAAUCAAUCCGCGGCGAGAUUGAGCUGCGCCACGUCAAUUUCGCGUAUCCGUCCCGCCCGGACGUCGCCGUGUUUAAGGACCUCAGCUUACGAAUCCGGGCGGGACAGAGCCAAGCCUUAGUCGGCGCGAGCGGGUCGGGAAAGAGCACGGUGAUCGCACUAAUUGAAAGAUUCUACGAUCCCACCGGAGGGAAAGUUAUGGUCGACGGAAAGGACGUCCGGAGGCUAAACCUAAAGUCCCUCCGGCUAAAAAUCGGGCUGGUACAACAAGAACCGGCGCUGUUCGCCGCGACGAUAUUCGACAACAUCGCGUACGGGAGGGACGGAGCGUCGGAGGCAGAGGUGAUCAAAGCGGCGACUGCGGCGAACGCCCACGCGUUCAUCAGCGCAUUGCCGGAGGGGUACAAAACUCCGGUGGGGGAGCGGGGCGUGCAGCUAUCGGGGGGCCAGAAGCAGCGGAUCGCGAUAGCGCGGGCGGUAUUGAAGGACCCGACGAUCCUGUUGCUCGACGAGGCGACGAGCGCGCUCGACGCAGAAUCGGAAUGCGUGCUGCAGGAGGCGCUGGAGAGGGUGAUGCAUGGACGGACGACGGUGGUGGUGGCUCACCGGCUGUCGACGAUACGCGGCGUCGACAGCAUCGCGGUGGUCCAGGACGGCCGGAUUGUGGAGCACGGCAGCCACGGCGAGCUGGCGCGGCGGCCGGAGGGGGCGUACAGGAGGCUGUUGCAGGUGCAGGUGCAGGUGCAACGCCAUGGGAACGUACAGUUGAAUUGAAGUGCAUUGGGUUAUUGAAUUGGUUUAGUAAUGGAGAUUGUUUAAAAUAUGACUUUAUAUAAUGAAUCAAUCAAGUAGUAAACAAUUCUAUCAAUAUAGUUUAACUUUACCCA